UCUUCCCACCGCGGUAUCUGUCAGCAGUCUCUGGUCAUCUGUACUGUGGUCAUCUCCUGUAUUGUCCACAGUAUCUGGUCAUCUCCUGUACUGUCCGCAGUCUCUGGUCAUCCCCUGUACUGUCCGCAGUCUCUGGUCAUCCACUGUACUGUGUCCGCAGUCUCUGGUCCAUCUCCUGUACUGUGUCCGCAGUCUCUGGUCCAUCUCCUGUACUGUGUCCGCACUCUCUGGUCCAUCUCCUGUACUGUGUCCCGCAGUCUCUGGUCCAUCUCCUGUACUGUGUCCGCAGUCUCUGGUCCAUCUCCUGUACUGUGUCCGCAGUCUCUGGUCCAUCUCCUGUACUGUGUCCGCAGUCUCUGGUCCAUCUCCUGUACUGUGUCCGCAGUCUCUGGUCCAUCUCCUGUACUGUGUCCGCAGUCUCUGGUCCAUCUCCUGUACUGUGUCCGCAGUCUCUGGUCCAUCUCCUGUACUGUGUCCGCAGUCUCAGGUCCAUCUCCUGUACUGUGUCCGCAGUCUCUGGUCCAUCUCCUG
Staurois parvus is the source of this 531-nucleotide messenger RNA. Lineage: Eukaryota; Metazoa; Chordata; Amphibia; Anura; Ranidae. The record is from the annotation of a GenBank genome assembly.